This is a messenger RNA of Darwinula stevensoni, 1473 nucleotides long. NCBI's taxonomy places the organism in Eukaryota, Metazoa, Arthropoda, Ostracoda, Podocopida, Darwinulidae. The record is from the annotation of a GenBank genome assembly.
AUGGGGUUUCGAGACUUCCUGCUGGUGUACAAUAGGAUAGCAGAAUAUUGUUUUGCACAUUGUAUAGAGAACCUGAAUGAUCGAUCCCUGAGCGACGAAGAGAUUCGCUGUGUGGAUGUUUGUUGUGGGAAGCAGGUGAACUUGAACCAUAAGUUGAUGUCUGUUUAUAUGGAAGAACAGCCCAAAAUUUUGGAGAAGAGGAUUCAGGAAGUUCAAAAACUGGAAAGUGCUCAACAGACAACCACAUGAAAGCAAUGGAGACCUCUUCUACAUCCCGUGGAUCAUUCAUUCUUCUCUUGGGAUUACCAGGUUGUGGGAAAACUACAUUUGCUGAGAAGCUGAGGACUGUGUUUGAACAGCAGCAAGGAUUGAUGCCUAUCAUCAUAUCCUUCGAUAAGUUCAUUCCAUUGGAGGAGCAAGUUGCAAUUUCUCAACUGGCUUCAGAGUCUGAUGAAAAACUUUUUAAGUCUCAAAGGGCUGCUCUGCGAAAUGGGAUCUUCCAAGCCUUGGCAGAUGAAUAUGGAAGCUCUAAGGAAGUCUCAAUAAUCAAUGAGUGUGUCAAAAAGCACAUCUUGAAGGAACUGAAGGAUGCUGACACUGCCAACAAAUUUCUUAUUCUUAUUCUUGAUGACAAUCACUACUAUCGCAGUAUGAGAUAUGAGUACUGCCAAGUUGCUCGUGAAUUUUCCUUCUCUUUUGUGCAAUUGGGACUAACAUGCAGCAUGGAAGAAGCCUUGAGGAGGAAUAGGAAUAGAAAAGAUUGCAUUGCAGAGUCUGUCAUUGAGAAAAUGGCGUUGAAGCUUGAAUCGCCAAACCCAUUGAAGCAUCAUUGGGAAAGCUUUUCCUUUCAGAUCAGCACCGAAGGAGACAAUGCUACAAGUGCAGAGGAAGUGUGGGCUCUAGUUAAGGAAGUUAUUCUAUUUCCUGUCUUGCCAAUAGAGGAUCGUUCAGAGGAGGCUGAGGAAUCUCGGAAGACCUGCUCACAAAAUAUUCUGCAUCAAAGUGAUAAUCUGCUGCGGAAGUUAGUGAGCAAUGACUUGCGCAUUGCAUCCAGGGACCAAGAUGGAGGGAAAAAAUCUGCAAUUCUAUCAGUCAGAGAACUUUCAGUAUGUCUUCAUUCCUGCAAGCAGCAGAUCCUAGAAGAUCUCAAGAAUGGGAAGAUCAAACUUCCAGAUGAUGUUGUCAGUAACUUGCAAGAAGGGGGAGAUGUUCAUGAUAAGCUCUCUCACAUUCUCAGUGAGGAACUCUUGUCAAGAAAGGAGACACUGAAACCCAAGGAAUCUAGUUGAUAUACACCUGGAAAGAGAUUUUUUCUGUUUCUUCCAUUAAUUUAGUUGUACUUCUUGAGUAAAAUCAUGUCUGAGUUUGGCAGCAGAAUGCAACUACCUUUGUUCAUGUGCAUUUGGUUUCACUCUGAUGUGCUUGAAAAUCAUCUUUGUUAAAAGAGACAGGAAGAAUAUAUUGAAAAUUCAG